This is a messenger RNA of Scutellospora calospora, 209 nucleotides long. The record is from the annotation of a GenBank genome assembly. Lineage: Eukaryota; Fungi; Glomeromycota; Glomeromycetes; Diversisporales; Gigasporaceae.
AUGACAAGCUGGGAACACACUCACAAAGAGUUUCCAAAGGUUCCUACCUUGGAAGAAGUAGAUAAGUCAGACGUGGAAGCCGUGAGAGCAGCACGAGAACAAAACGUUCGAGAGUACUGGAUUAAAGUAAUGGAAAUUCGAUUAGUUCGAAAUCAGCUAAUAAAAUGUUACAAAACCGAGGGAGUUAAUCAUUAUCAGAAUUGUAGAAA